Marchantia polymorpha subsp. ruderalis is the source of this 3953-nucleotide messenger RNA. NCBI's taxonomy places the organism in Eukaryota, Viridiplantae, Streptophyta, Marchantiopsida, Marchantiales, Marchantiaceae. The record is from the annotation of a GenBank genome assembly.
AUCUGGGCAGGGUAGCGACUGUCUGUAACCCGAGCGGGAGUAUGAGAGAUGGGAGCUGGGGCUCUCGCAGAGGACCGCUGGGAUCAUGUCGAAGGCACGUCCACUCGAAGCGCGGAGUCUCUGAUCUGGGCUCCUCGGCGGAAGCCAGGGGAGUCUGGGGAGAUGAUGCGGAAGGCACCGCGUGAGGCGGGCGACCGAGCAGCGAUCACUUCCCGCUCUGCGCAGUCGAGGGAUCACGUGCUUGAAUGCUUUCCGGGGAUCAUCCGAUGUGAGACGCCUCCUGCCACCUCUCUCUGCCUUUUGAGCCGAUGUAUUCGCUCAAAACUGCAAGCCAUGCGUUAGUGUGAUUUGGUGAGUGGAUUCUUCCAAGAAGAGUGAUCUCUUCUCGCUCAGGAGAUGAUUUGGUUGAAGAAACUGACUGCGUGAGGCAGUUUGAUGAAAGUCGACUGAGACCGAAUAUGGAAAGAGACCUUCUCACUUUCAGUUUUAUUUUUUCUGUUCUUUUCGGCUCCACAAAGCUUUCAGAGCAUGAAUGUGCACUCCGUUCUGCUUGGAUGCUGUUGCGGGGUUUCCAGUGAUGAAUCCUCCGCACAGCACAACACAAAGUGAUGGGGGCAUCCCCAUAUCAAUGGCAGCCCAGUUGCUUCACUGCUUCCUUGAGCACUUGCUUGUCACAUCACCUUUCGUACAAUGAAAUUCGGAUUUUUCUAAGCCACGAUCCAGUCUGUUGGACUGAUGUGGAAGGUUUGUGAGUGUUCAAUGUGACCAGGCUACGAUCUGGUUGCAGCAGAGCUCUCUCUUCACCAUUGUCUUGUUCAGUAGCAUUUUCGAUUUGGUACUUGGACACCAAUGUCACGUAUUCACUCUGCACGCUGUUGAUUAAUGAUCAGUGGACUAUUGAAUGUGAUCGAUCACCGAAAAAUGUCAUCGACAGCAACGAUCGAUCGAUUUGUUCUCUGCUCUGAGUCUGUAACAAUCCACCACAAGCUCAACAUGAGACUGUCCUUUUCUUACACAAUUUCGUUCAGCUCAGCUCCUCAAUGCCAUCAAAGCAUACAGCCUUUUCGAUUGUGGGUACGAAAUCGAACAAAACCGAAAUAUCCUCCUGAAAUUGACAGUCGCUUCAGAAGGUGCGUCUAUGAAGGAGAAGUUGGUCCGCGUGGACAACAAAACGAUGAAACUUGGUGCCACCGAGCUUGAGGGACUUCAUCUGGCUGCAGGUUUCACCAAGUGGCAGUUCACGACGAAGCUCUUUCCAGUGGGUGAGAAACAACGUCACGGUUUCGACUGCCGCCCUGGGGCUGAGACACGGCCCCCAGACUUUUACUGGAGGCUGCAAUGGGGGAAAGCCUGAUCCAGCAAUACGGCUUGUAAAGAUCUUUAGUCGAGUAUGCGAUUAUGAAGCGGUCCGGCCCGGUCCUCUCGACAUCUCGGGAGCACAAGCAAGACCCUAACUCCGAAUUAAAUUAGUUCGAAGACAUCGGAGCCCAUAUCAUGGCCACCGAAGAUCGCGCUUAAGUUCUCUCCUUAACCUCGACUAUGACAAGGAAAACCAGCAGAGACCGAGCUUUAAGGGGCUCUCCAGACUACACUGCCAGCACUCCGAUCUGGCCUUCAAUUGAGACACCACCAACUGGCAGCUGCAGUGAAGCCAGAAGAGUGGAGAGAUCUCAGAAGGAAGCAAGGAUCUGAUAUUUCGUUCUUCUGCACUGUAAGUCCUGGACCUGGAUGUGGCGUGACGGUGCCUUGAACUCCAAGGAUUCACACAGGGCCUUGGCGGGCACUAAAGCAAGGUCACUUCAGGUUCUGCUUAGGUGAGAGUGGACGGCUUUCAGAAAAGAAUCAGAAAAACUUUUCAGCAGUCGAGCUCUGCAUUCUAUCGAGCAAGAAUUCAGUCAUUCAUUCGGUUAUCGGUCUGGCCUCGGGUCUUUCUAUCCUUACCUGGAUACCUGGAGAUGGCAGGACAUUCACUUGCUGGAGCUCGUGCUUCCUCGUGUGAAAGUCCAAAUCUGAGCACGAUGAUAUUAACCCAAAAUUGGCAAGCAAAAAAAUAAUCUAUUCUGAACGAGUGUGAACUGGAGUUAUGAAAGAGGCCCGGUCUUGAAGAAACAGUGAUUAAGAUUCCCUGCGAAUCAAUUUUGUUAGUGAACUCCAUUUCUUCGUCAAGUCGGCUGGCCUCGAAUCGUCUCGACUCAGAAACAACCGAACUGUCUUCCGGAAUAGUUGUCGGUGACUGGUACGAAUCUCAUCGUCACUGGCGCCACUGAUGGCUCUCAAACCAAACUGCCACUGCUCGCGCAAGCUCGGCGACAGCUUCGAGUUUGUUGCGCUAUGCGGCAUGUCUGCUUGUCUGCGUGCAUGCAGUUCGCUCCGCCACGCCCGAUUGAAAUCACAAUCAGUCGAGCGGCGGAAUUGAUCCGCUCGUGAUCAGCUGCUGGGAAUCGCUGCCCCGGAAUUGAAUGGCGGCUUUCUGUGGCGAAUUGUUUCUGGCGGUUCCCGUCACCGAUCGAUCGUGCGGCAAGGAAGCUGAACGAAUCGGAACCAUUUGGAGGCCGAAAUUAAAUCAUUGAUGGCAGAAGGGACUCGUGUGACGGUAGAAAUCGAAGAAGCGAAGCAGGAGUUGGCAUUGCUGCUCACCAGGCUCGACGAGAAGAGCCUCGUGGAGAAGGGCUGCGCUCGAGACAUCGCCAGCGCUAGACACGAAUUGGCCAAUUUGAGGUCCAUGUACGAAUGCCAGCGCAAGGCUUACAACGACGCGCAGAGCAGGCUCCGGUUUCUCAAGCUUCCCGACUCGGACACUUUCGGCGACAGCUCCAGCUUCCGAGGAGAUGUCAUCUUCGUCAUCCAUGCGAGCAUUCCCCGACUGAUUCACGCCCACCGCUUCAUUCUGGCCGGGAGGUCAUCGGUGUUCAACCGAAUGUUCGAGGCCGGAAUGCUGGAGGAGCAAACGGGAAGGAUCCACAUCAACGAUGCGUCGUACGCGACGAUGAGGGCGGUGGUGAACUACUGCUACACGGCGGAAAUCUCGUUCGACGAGACGGUGCUGCCUCAGGAGGUUCUCAAAGUCGCGCACAAGUACGACAUCCCUCUGCUCAGAAAGAUCUGCGACGAGGAGCUGUGCGAGCGGAUCAACCAGGCGAAUCUGGCCGACAUGCUGAGGCUGUGCCGCAUGUACGACGCGCACAAACUCCAGCGGGAGGCCAUGAAGUACUUCAAGAAGAAUUUCGACAUGGUUCAGGACUCCGUGCUCGACAACCUCAUCCCCAUCGCCCCGUAAGUUAGCCUCCGCGACCUCGCCCCAGAUCACCGCAAACGCCUCGAAAUUCGACCUUCAAAACAACACCUGGACACUACAGCUCUAAAGCGAUCGGCGAUGCCUCUCACGCCACGCACUGACGAGCAUUCCAACGAUCCCUCCCCAUCUCCUCGACCAAAUGUCGGAUUCCCUCGACUUUCGGUCGAGGGAUCCGACAUUUGGCCGACAUCGCUCGCAGUUUCCCCACCACGCCCGUGAGUCUUCGCGACGCGCUGGGCUGGCGUGUCGUGAACGAUGGCCAAUCAGCACGGAGAAAGAGGGCAAGAGCCCCGCGACACCAUAAAGGGAUCCAUCGUCGCGAGAAAGUGGAUGCAGACCGCCGUGCCUCGGUUGGGCUUGCUCGACUGCAGUGUCGUGAAUAGUCAAAUGCCUUCGGGUGAAGUGGACUGUAACUGCGCACCUUUGUAACUGCGCACUUAUGUAACUGCGUUUUGGUUGAUUUUAGCGGCGACCACUCUCUCUCGGGAAUCCUCUGCGGUGGAGGAUAAUUUUGGUCCAAGAUGCGAAAGAUUCCAGUCCUUCAUGUACAAUGCCUCGCAGAUGCCUCGUUUAGACAACAUGGACACCCUUCCGCCCAGAAAUUGUUAUUUUCCUUCGAGUUUAAAGUAUGGGUAACUAUAUCAUUCUAUUUCACAUG